ACAUCUCAUUCCACACGCAGCCACACGCAGGUGCACACUCAAAGCGUUUUGUGUUUUUUUUGGGGGACUAUGGCUUCCACCACCUCCGGUGAUGUUCUGCCCACGGGCUGCAGGAUCUUCACCUCCAUCCCCGACGUCUUCUUCAUCCCUGAAUUUGUGAUUGGCGGUCUGGUGUGGAUCCUGGUGGCGUCCACUCGCAUCUCGCCGGAGAACCCUCUGGGCUGGGUGAUGUUCGCCUCCAUCUUCUGCUUCGUCGUGACAACGCUCUGGUUCUUCAUCUUCCUCUGCGGCGCCAAUCAGAGCAGCGUCUGGCCCUCCCUGGAUGUGGGUUAUCAUUUUGUGGCUGUGGUUUUCUACCUCAGCGCCGCCGUGGAUUUGGCAUACAUCACCAUCCUGAAAGGGUCUUUAACGACUAUGCCACCUGAAAAUCUCAAAAUCUACCGACUGGAUAUUGCUGCAGUGGUCAUGUCCUACUUGGCCACUCUUCUCUACUUCCUCCACGCCAUUUUCUCCGCCAUGCGAUGGAAGACGUCCUAAAACAAAAACGAAAAGAACACCGACCCGAUCACAAAACCAAGAACGGGACGACCGAGAAGAGGAGGAACCAAACUGGAGCUGGAUGACCGCUGGCCUCAACACAGAACCACGUUGCUUUUGUUUUACUCUAAUGUCAAAUCGGUGAUUUUACUUUUGAACCAACGAGGCAAAACCUUAAGUGAAUGAAUGAGAAUUGAGCAGAAGACAAACGGGAUGAUCUGCGACUGAGGCCUGUACAAUAAUAAUUUACUCUUCAUCGGAGAUCAGAGAGAUUGAAACAGUUAGUCAGAAUAAAUGUGCCAUGAUUAAGACAGAGGCAUGAAAUUAACCAAUCGGAAGUCAGAUGUAAUCACAUAUUCAUGAGCAGGAAGUAUAUUUAAAGAUAUAUACACCUUUCCAAAAUUAAAAAAAAAAACACGGCGCCUUUUACUGUGCAGGUUAAUGAUCAAUGGCCCAAAAAGCUUUUCUUUUUAUAAACUUCAUGUAUUUCCACAGAUUUUUGUAGAUUUGGUGUAUGUCCACACUUUUUUAAAUAACAUGUUCACCGCUUCUGUGUCUUCAUGUAUCAGAGAUCAACAAUGAAAUCACACGUGUAAAUGAAAGAGACAUUAAAACAUGUCACUGGGUGUCAGUAAA
Scophthalmus maximus (turbot) is the source of this 1173-nucleotide messenger RNA. Its product is annotated as myelin and lymphocyte protein. The record is from RefSeq and is a predicted model, not a curated record. Gene Ontology annotation, cellular component: membrane. Gene Ontology annotation, molecular function: structural constituent of myelin sheath. Bases 70 to 537 code for a protein of 155 amino acids. Lineage: Eukaryota; Metazoa; Chordata; Actinopteri; Pleuronectiformes; Scophthalmidae. The transcript has 4 exons. Gene Ontology annotation, biological process: myelination.